This is a messenger RNA of Manduca sexta (tobacco hornworm), 1388 nucleotides long. Its product is annotated as N-glycosylase/DNA lyase-like. Gene Ontology annotation, molecular function: 8-oxo-7,8-dihydroguanine DNA N-glycosylase activity; damaged DNA binding. The transcript has 6 exons. Gene Ontology annotation, biological process: base-excision repair, AP site formation; base-excision repair; nucleotide-excision repair. The record is from RefSeq and is a predicted model, not a curated record. Gene Ontology annotation, cellular component: nucleus. NCBI's taxonomy places the organism in Eukaryota, Metazoa, Arthropoda, Insecta, Lepidoptera, Sphingidae.
CUUUCCGAACGAAAUAUUGUAGGUAUUGACAUUGUCAAAUAAUUGUCAAAUUUAGAAUUUAGCGCGGUUCGGCAAUUCGUUUGUAUUGUUAUUUACAAAACGAAAAGCUCGUGUAAUUUUAAAUUAAAUUAAUGGUGUACACGCUAUAAUGUCCUGGAAUAAAUUAUUAUGCAAUCAUCGCGAGCUUCAGCUGCUCGGUACUUUGUCUGGUGGACAAAGUUUUAGGUGGAUACAUAAUAAAGAAAAUGAUGAAUGGACUGGAAUAUUUUCGAAAACAGUGUGGAAAUUAAAACAGGAGAAUGAUUAUUUACUAUACCAAGUCAUCGGUUCGUUAUUGACCACAACACAGACCAUAAUUAAAAAUAAAAAACAAAAAAACACAGCCAACAGGAUCUUUGAAAGUUUAUUAGAACAAUAUUUUAGACUUGAUUUUAAUCUCAGUAAAUACUAUGAACAAUGGUCAGAGAAAGAUGGACUUUUCAAGUCAGCAUGUGAACAAUUUUAUGGGAUCAGAAUGCUCUCCCAAGAGCCAGUAGAAAAGCUAUUUUCGUUUAUAUGUAGUCAAAAUAAUCACAUUUCAAGGAUAUCGAGUAUGGUUGAGAAACUAUGCUCGCAGUAUGGAGAUGAGAUUUGUAAACAUGACGGGGUGACAUACUACGCAUUCCCUGAAGUUGAACAAUUGGCUCAACCAGAGGUACAGUGGAACCAAAGUUAACGGAAGCUAGGUUUUGGGUACAGAGCCAAGUUUAUACAAAAGUCAGCAACACAAAUUGUAGAAUGGGGUGGUAAUGAAUGGUUUAAGAGCUUGCAAGAUAUGAAAUACAAAGAUGCUAAACAGGAAUUGAUGAAGUUACAUGGGAUUGGACCUAAGGUAGCUGACUGCAUCUGUCUAAUGUCCCUCAACCACCUCGAAGCUUUACCAGUAGACACCCAUGUCUAUCAAAUAGCAGCUCAAAAUUAUCUGCCCCAUUUACGAGGAAAGAAGAAUGUCACUGAAAAAAUGUAUGCUGAAAUUGGGGAUCAUUUCAGAAAUUUAUAUGGAGAUAUGGCUGGAUGGGCUCACACGGUAUUAUUUUGCGCGGAUCUAAAGAAGUUUCAAAAAUCAGAUGAAUCUAAUAGUGUUGUGCCAAAAAAGAAAAGGAAAAAAUGAUGUCCUUACUGUGUGAUAUACAUUUUAUUACAAUGAAAUAAAUUGUUACACUAAAUAUUUUCAUGAUUUCCACCACAUUUAAAACUUGACAUUAUUUUAAAAUUGACACGUAUCUCUUCUUAAUUUAUAUGCUGAUUAGAAAGACACCGCUUCAAUUAUAGAAAUUGGCCACCCCUCUAAAAACAUUCAGAUGGUUGGUCUUACAAUGGUUUUGAAAUAAAAUAUCCAAUAUUUCUUU